AUGUCGAGAGUUCGGAGGUUCUGGAAGAUCUUUCAUUGCCAUAUGUGUGGCGGUGAUGUCAAGACACAGUUGUAUUGCCCCUCUUGUGGCCACCCCUUUUGCCGAAGUUGCCAGCGGGAAGUCGUUGCGGAGGAAAACGUCACCAAAGUGGUCACAUCAUCCCAGGCUCUUGACCCUUUCCGGUCGGUUGAUCCUAGUCCCAAUACCGUGAAGCCCCCCAUGCCUACGGGGAAGCCCACGAAGAAAAAUCGCGAACCAGAUCCGGUACCUGAUGAAAGGCCAGGAGUAUCAUCGUCCGCGGCGACCGAACCCACAUUGGUGUCAUCAACAGAAGCUUCUACACUUACACAAGCCGGAAACGCCAGUCAAGAACUCGCAGGCUCUCACGAAGCAGAACGUCGCAAAACAUCAUCCACCGUGCAAAAUGAAACAGGGCUAACAAGCCCGCCUAAGCCUAAAGACAGAUCAUCAUCGCAUCGGCACACCUUCGAGGAAUUCAACCAGGCCAUCACCAAGUACAGCAAAGGAACACCCACACAGAACGUAUCUUCAUCUGUUCGCAAUGUACGAGACACGCAUAGCGUGUCAUCGGAAGGGACACGGGGAACCCUUGAUCCUUUCUCUCCGUCCCCUGUUCACCCGCCUUUACCACCACCCAUUUUCCUUCCUCCUCGUACAAUGUCCAUCGAUGUCAGAAAGACACCUGAUACGAGCAGGUGGAUCUCACCACCAAAGGCGGUAGCUGAUGUAUCGCCGUCUCCCCCUCUACCCGCUCCCCAUGUUCAUAAGAUGAGGCCCGCUCAACCUGCUAUGGCAAGACAGUUCUCAGCGGUGAAACGACAGGCCAGAAAACUCGCGAAUGGGCCAAGCUCACGGGCAUCGGAGGAAUUUCCAGGACCGGACGUCGAGACCAUUAAAAGUACCAGCGGUAGUAGUGGUAAUACUGCCACUCGGUACUAUAUGCCCAAGGUGAAGGUGUCCAGUCCACCGCUAUGGCUCAAGUCCCCGUCGACGAGAACGGGCGGCAAUGUUCAGCGGACAAGGGGAAGCAAACCUCCUGCAGGUAGCACUCGGACUGGAAGUCUGGCCAGUACGGCUACAACUACGAAUUACAUUACUGGUGACAGUGGACGGACAGGUGUCUCUGUCGGUAGUCAUGCCUUUAAGGACACAUCAGCGUCCGGAACGGUCAUCAACCCAUAUUUUCCUCAGCUUCGUCAGCAGGAGCAACGUUCUGUAAAGCAGGGCGAAGAGGACUCGGGUCACGGUGUACAUGAGCGACAAGGAGAGCACGGAGAUUACCAACAUAGCGGCAAUUUCCUGGAAGAGACAACACAAUAUAGGCACGCCCAAAAGAUCAACCGCAAAGUUAGCGAGGAUCUGAAGGCGCGGAUCCUCAGUUUACCGGUAUCUGAGCAGGUCUCCAAGUCAAGCAAGGGGAGCCGGCAUCCGCUCCAAGCAGACAGCAGGAGCGGCAACAAGGCUGGGCUGGCCACAGUCAUUAACCGAAUUUCAGAAAUGCAGUCCGACCCCACGUACUCGGGCCGUUCUGUAUACUCAGGUCGCUCUACGCAUUCAGGCCAUUCUACCCCCUCAACUAUUCGCAGCGUGGUCACAACUCCAAAAGUACGACCGGGCCGAACGCUUACUCCAAUUUCAGGAAAAGGCGCAAAAAGCGCUGGUGGCAAUAGACGUCACAGUCAGAAUCGAACACCGACGCCUAUUACCACACAUUCGUCUGGCAGCCAUAGCCAACGGUGGCUAGAGCAACAGCAACAGUAUCAGCUCCAACAACGCUCAUCACGACAAUCGACCCGGCAGCCUACUGGACAACGGACGAAACGCUCUCAGGCUCCUUCGCCAGUUGGGGCUAUAGACCGUCCGAAUCACAGUGAUGCUACAGGCUUGUCAUCACUUCCCUCGCGCUCCUCGGGGACAUCCUAUCAGUCUUGUGAUAUCAUCUUCGACAGGAAAGAACGCAGCAGCCACAGAGCAACAACCAGAAGGGAGAGUGAGACGGCACCUUUGCUUAACUCCAAUGUUUCUUCUACCUCCACUGCUAAGACGAUAGGCAACAGGCCACCACCGAAGAAAGCCCCGACUGCGUCGUCUGCUGAUAUCCAUGAUCACCGUAGUGGUCUUCGUCGGGUUGGUCAAGAGAGGACGAGCUCUGACGACGAGACACCCCCGAAUGAAGGCCAUCACGAACACAGAUCAUCAUCAACACCACCACCACAAGAGAUUGUAAGGCAAGAAGAAGGGACGCCGAAAGAGGAAGCCGGUUGUCACCAUGACCCAGGUCAAGGUAUCCAGGGAUUGACGAUUGUGUUGCACCUCAAGGGACAGGAAGACUUGGUCAUCAGUACGGAUCUAACUCACGAGGGUUCAGGUGCUGAUGGUGCCACUAGUGUGACUAUCAGUCUCUCUCCUAUUGUUCCUCUAUCGCCACAGUCCCCGAAUUCUGGUCACCGGGUGGCCUCACCUUUUAGAAUCCUAUGA
This is a messenger RNA of Sordaria macrospora k-hell, 2499 nucleotides long. Lineage: Eukaryota; Fungi; Ascomycota; Sordariomycetes; Sordariales; Sordariaceae. The record is from RefSeq and is a predicted model, not a curated record.